Symbiodinium pilosum is the source of this 3144-nucleotide messenger RNA. Lineage: Eukaryota; Dinophyceae; Suessiales; Symbiodiniaceae. The record is from the annotation of a GenBank genome assembly.
AUGUCAGACACCCUGCCCAGCCCCGUGGAUCCUCUGCCUGGUGCGUCGGUCCCCCUCGGCCCCCCGCCCGCAGACCCGUCUCGGAUCCCCGAGCUGCUGCAAACGCUGGAAGAAACCGCCCGACGCAGCGGUCACGCGUCGGCCGAUGCGGACCCCAAGACAACCGAGUUCGAAGACCGGCUGGCCGCCGCCCGGCUGGGCGUGGCGAGCUCGCUCUUCACGGGGCUGCGCUGCAAGCACCCCCCCACCGCGUCGCACUGCCUGCGUGUCGCGCUCGGCUGCAGCCGCUGGGCGGCCGCGCUUGAGAUGCCCGACGAGCUCCGCACCCAGCUCGAGCUGGCCGCGCUGCUGCACGACAUCGGUAAACUCGGCGUGCCCGACUCGGUGCUGAUGAAGCAGGGCCGCCUGCAGCCGGAGGACGUCACCGCGCUGAGCCGCAGCCCGCGGCACGCGCAGGUAAUCCUCAGCCGCGCCGGCGCCCCGGAGAAGCUGAUUGAGGUGGUGCUCGCCUCGAACGCUUGGUUCGACGGCAGCCGCGGCCCGGAGGGCAUGGCGGGAGAGAACAUCCCGGCGCUCGCGCGGAUCCUGUCGAUCGUCGACGCGUACGACUCGAUGACCACCGACCACGUCUACCGGCCCGCCAAGUCGCAGGAGCGGGCGGUGGCCGAGCUGUUCGAGUGCGCCGGCUCGCAGUUCGAUCCGGGCUUGGUCCGCAGCUUUGUGGACCAGCUCGGCAAGAACCACGCCGAGCGGUCGGCGGAGGUGUCGAAGCGCUGGCUCUCGCAGCUGUCGACCGGCAGCGGCGAGCUCCCGUGGGAGUUCACCCGGCACGCGCCGCGGGCCGAGGCGGAGUCGCCGGCCAACGAAGUCGCGAUGUUCGAGAAGGAGCUCAUCGACCACAUGCACGACGGCGUCGUGUUUGUGAACCCGCACCGCCAGAUCAUCCUGUGGAACACCGGGGCGGAGCGGCUGACCGGCGUGGCCAGUUCGGCCGCCGUGGGUCAGACGCUGGCGCCGUCGCUGCUGGUGAUGAGCGCCCCCGACGGGCGCAUGCUCGAGGACGCCGAGUGCCCCAUCACCGAGGCGAUCAGCUCCGGCGCGCCCAACGUGCAGCGGCUGAGCGUCAUCGGCCGCAAGGGGAAGCACGUCGAGGUGGACCUGCACUCGAUCCCCGUCUGCUCGCCAAGCCAAGGCGUGCUGGGCGCCACCGUGCUGCUGCACGACGCCUCGAGCGAGGCUUCGCUCGAGCAGCGGUGCCAGGCGCUGCACGUCGAGAUGACCAAGGACCCGAUGACCCAGGUGGCCAACCGGGCCGAGUUCGACCGGGCGCUCGCGAUGUUCGUCGACGCGCACCAGGAGACCGGCCUGCCGUGCAGCCUUAUCAUGGCGGACAUCGACCACUUCAAGUCGAUCAACGACACCUACGGCCACCAGGCCGGCGACGAGGCGAUUAUCACCUUCGCGUCGCUGCUCAAAUCGAUGUGCCGCACCGGCGACCUGGUCGCACGCUACGGUGGGGAAGAAUUCGCCGUGCUCUGUGCCGACUGCAACAACGCCAACGCGGCGAUGCGGGCGGAGCAGAUGCGGCGGACCCUCGCCGACACAAUCCAAACGGAACUCGGGGGCAAGUCCAUCACCGCCAGCUUCGGCGUGUCCGAGCUGCAGGCGGGCGACACCCCAGAAACGCUGCUCAGACGCUCCGACCGGGCGCUGCUGCAGGCCAAGGACCAAGGGCGCAACCAGGUCGUUCAGCUGGGGGCUGGGAUGGAAGAAGAAGAACCCAAGAAGAGCUGGUGGGGAUUCGGUUCGUGGGGCAAAUCGCUCGUUGAGACGACCCUCAUCACCAAUGUCCCGAUCGAGGUUGCCGUCGAGAAGCUCAAGGGCUUCAUCGCCGACCACGACGCCAAGAUCCUCAAAACCGCUGAGCACGAGAUCCGCAUCGAGUGCUCCGACGCCGGCGCGCUGCGUCGCGCCAACGACCGCCCGGUGGGCUUCGUCCUCGACCUGAAGCUGGCCGAGGAAUUCGUCGAACGCGAGAACGCCGCCGGCAUGGCCAAGGGCACCUACGCCCAGACCACCGCCGCGGUGACGAUCCGGCCCCGGCACGAGCGGGACCGCCGCCGCGGCUACGCGACCGAACGCGCCCGCAAGCUGCUCGGCAGCCUCCGCUCGUACCUGAUGGCCCGCGAGGCGGACGCCGCCGUCGAAGGGGGUUCCGCCCUGGACGAGGCGUUCGCCGGUUUCGAGCCGGCGCCCCGCCGCACCGACGGCACGCACGCCGCCAUCCGCGGCUCUGAUGCCACGCGUGAGGCGGUUCAGCAGAUCGCCACGCAGCUCAGGCAGAUCGACGAACAGCGUCGGGAGCUGAACCGGCUGCUCGAGCUGCUCGCGGCCCGGCCGCCACGGACAGGUUUCACUCUAUUCGCAGGGAGAUCGACGAUGGGUUGUGCAAUGCAAGCGCCGAGCGGCGUGCGGCGGCUUGGGGUGCUCGUGGGACUCGCGGCGGCGACGGCGUUCGCGCCCGCCGCUUCGGCGCAAGACCGGAGCGGGUCACCGACGCCCGGCCAGGCGCGUCUCGACUUCGCCAGCCUGCCGGGGCCGACGGUCGAGCUCAACCUCAGCGAGGGGCUCAUCCAGCAGGCCCUCGGGUUGGGCGAGGCGGCGCUAGCCGGCUUCCUCAGCGGCCUGGAGGAGAACGCGGCCGCCGAAAACGCCGAGGCGGUCCGCUACAUCGCCCAGCAGGUAGGCGCGACGCGCGAACUGACGGAGGUGCUCGGCGAGGUGGUCGACAGCGUCCACCUCAACGUCUGGAAGGACGCCCGCGCGCUAGGCGAAGCGGCGGCCGACGUGCCGCAACUGGUGGCCACGCAGCUUUCCGACCAGGGCUGGGAGACGACCCUCCGCGCCCGGGAUGGAAACAAGCUGGCGCACGUGUACCUGCAGCGUGAGGGCGAGGCGGUCCGCGGCGUGUUCGUUCUGGCCCAGGACGGGGGCGAGUUGGUGAUGGCCAACGUCGUCGGUGACCUGUCGCAGGAAAAUGUUGAGCGGAUCGCCAACCUGGCGACCAAGAUCGCGGUCGAGGCCGGCCUGGACGACGAGCUGACCAAGGCGGUCGAGAAGAUCCGAGAGCGGCAAAGACGCUAA